GCUUCAAAAGCAUAUACUAAUUAUCGGUGAAAUCUAUAUCAUUUCACUUUGAUACAAAAGGAACACGUGAUUGGAAAAAACUAUUCUUACAAUUUCGAAAUGGCAAAACUUUAUUCAUAUUAUACGCUAUGUCCUCUUAUUGAUCAACAAAAUUUAUUGGGCGUUGAAAGAGAUUCAGAAAGCGGAUGUGCAAUUGUAACGUUAGGAAGAAAUAUUGUAAUCCGAUAUAAGUUACAAGAUUUAAAGCAGCUAAGUAGUUGGACAAGUAAAGAUCGGUUAACAACACAAGUUAUUUACGAUGAAACAACACGUCAGUAUGCCGCAAUAUUUAACGAAAAAAAAAUACGUCUUUGGUCUGCCGAAGAAACAGAUUUAAAUAAUAUCAAAGCCUAUAAAUUUCAAUCCGCUUUGCACACCAUUCUUACACUUAAAGACUGUUCUCCUGUAUUGGUACGCAAAGAUGGAUGUACUGCCUCAUUAGAAAGAGCUAUACAAAACAGGAAAUCCUGGUCCAAAGUAGGGAUAUUAAAUGCUAACGAAAAAAUUUUAGAUUGUCAUUUGAUUCGUACUGGCGACAAAAUAAAUUUAUGUAUGUUAACUGAAAUUGAUGGAACUUAUAAGUGUGUUGUAGUUAGACUUAACAAUGAGACCUAUUCCGAAGAAAUAGAUUAUAUUAAGAGAAUGGAAUUAAAGCGAAGAUCAGAGGAGUUAGUUGGUCAUACAGUAUUACAAGCUAAAAAUAAAGCAUGUCUUUUAACAUUGUGGUCACAUGGUAGAUUAUAUAGUCAUCCUUUAAUGGAAACCAAUAGUGAAAAUGGUUUAAGUACAUUAAUUGGCAUCAUCAGUAAUAUUAAUACUAAACAUCCAGUAGUCAUGACAUCUUUAAAUGAGGCAACUAUAGCAGUUUAUGGAGCUGAUAUUUCUGAAGAAGGAUCUGUUUUAAUGAUUUAUAAUGUACAAUUCAAAUUAAUACAAGAUGCACAGAAACUGAAAUUAUAUACAAAAGAUGCAAAACUAUGGAAAAUUGAAGAUAAAUUAUUGCUUGCUGCUAAUAGACACUUAGCAAUUGCACCUUACCAUCUUGCACCUCAGAAAAUAGCAACUUUGCUUGGAUCCUCCUUACGUUUUAGAAACGAUGACGAGAAUGUAGAAGACAAUGAUAUUGUUGUAGUACAAGAGUCAACAAUAGCACAUUGGGAAAAGAACGGAACGACUUUUGUUAAACAAAUAACGCAAAAGCUUCCAAUAAAACUUUCAAAACAAAUAUCCUCUUACAUAAAUGAAGGAUUGAGCGAUGCUGCGAUACAAGAGAUAUUAAUUCCGCAAUUAAUAGAAUCCAAAGAUGUCGAAGCAAUCAUAUGGUGUUUAAAUAAUUUUAAAGAUUUACCAGAAAGAUUAUUGAUCGAUCUUUUAAUCUUCUCAUUAAGGAAUCCUGAUGAAACGUUCUUACCGUUACAAAAUGGUACAACUGAUAAUUUACCAACCACCAAAAAUAUAUAUUCAAGAAAUAAUUUUCUUGAUAAAAUUUUUAGUCUUACUUAUUCUAACAUUUCUUUAUCGUCGUACCUUAAAAGUAGUUUAAAUUUUGACGAAAUACUUCGACUAUUGCAAUAUUUAAUACAAAAAUUAGACGCCCAAGAUUUUUGUUAUGAUAUCGUGCAGCAACCGACCGACAAACAACUGUAUGAAUGGUCUAGUCUUCUGUUAGAAUCUCAUUAUCAACAUUAUGUAUUAUCGCGAGAUCCAGAAGUAUCCACGCUGCUUAAUAAACUUAACUAUGUUUUAGACGAUCAUUUACAAGUAUUCAAAGAUAUGGAAAAUAUGAGACCCAUUUUAAAAAGAACAAUUAGUGGCAAAUCAUCGAAACUGUUACAAAAAAAUCGCAACAAGUUUUAUACAAUAGAAGAAAUAAAACUCUAUUAA
Eufriesea mexicana is the source of this 1923-nucleotide messenger RNA. Its product is annotated as nucleolar protein 11. The record is from RefSeq and is a predicted model, not a curated record. Gene Ontology annotation, biological process: maturation of SSU-rRNA. Lineage: Eukaryota; Metazoa; Arthropoda; Insecta; Hymenoptera; Apidae. Gene Ontology annotation, molecular function: RNA binding. Bases 100 to 1923 code for a protein of 607 amino acids. Gene Ontology annotation, cellular component: nucleus; nucleolus. The transcript is spliced from 4 exons.